Messenger RNA from Anisakis simplex (herring worm), 2364 nucleotides. NCBI's taxonomy places the organism in Eukaryota, Metazoa, Nematoda, Chromadorea, Rhabditida, Anisakidae. The record is from the annotation of a GenBank genome assembly.
AUGAAGUCGGGAAAGGUGAUCAACCAGACGCUUUGGCAAGUAUGUCGAUCGCCAGCGUCAAGUAGCAGUGAUAACCACGACCAGUCGCCAUCGCAGUCUCCACCACGCCCGCAUCGAUCUGCAUCCACAUCGCACAAGAAACGAUCCAGUCGUAAUGAUGGCUGGAAUGGAAUGCGAUCUCGGUCGCGGUCGCGUUCUCGUUCCACUUCCCGUCAACGUAAGAGGAAACGUUCUCAGACACCGUCAAAUGUGAAGAGUCGUGACUAUGAACGCAGAUCGAAUGACCAUCGACGAUCGGAUUCGAGAAGAGACAAUAAUGUGUCGUCGUCUUCGUCGAGUCGAAGGCCAUCGAACAGGUUGACAAGCGAGAGAAGUGAUCAACUGAACACUUGUAGAGGGUCAUCAUCGUUCUACGGAAGUGGCAGCAGCACUGCACUGAAGCGAAUGCAUCGAACGGCACAGCGCUCGAGUGGCGGAGGUGGCGAGAGUAAGUCGUCGAGGAGAGGCGAUAAACGAGACUCGAGACGUGCUCGACGCAGCAGAUCCAGAUCCUCGAGUUCCAGUACGUCAUCCACCGACACGUCAUCACCGUCGUUUAGGAGUAUGAAUGAAAAGAGUAAACAUCGUCACCGAAGUCGUUCAGUCUCAAAGAAGAAGUCCAAACGAAGACGCUCACCAAGCAGGUCACCGUCCACUGAAACGUCCUCUUCGUCGUCGAUUCGCACUCCUCAACCAGCGAUGUCAUCCGGUCACGUUGUGCCACCGCCACCUCCACCGCCACUAACGACCGGUAUAAUAAUGCCUCCAACAUCGUCAUAUAUGCCUCCCCCUGUACCCGUACCCAUCAGUAUGGACGCUACGGCCUAUCAGACGGCUAUGUCUUCAUAUAAUACGCCGUAUGGAUAUCCAAGUCAAUAUUCGACGUAUUCGAUUCCACCGCCACCUUACGCUCAACCGCCACCCUUACCUCCUCCUCCAUCAGCUCCCGAACCAAUAAUUCCACCUCCUCCGUUGCCCCCUCUGCCGGCCGCGAUGCCUCCAACGGCACCGAUGCCCCAGCCCCCUCCCCCCACAUCAAUGCACCAACAACUACCGCCCUUACCCACCAUGCCAGCCAACAUACCUCCUCCGUCCAUACCAAUCCCAGUACCACCCCCCGCAACCACCACUAUACCCCCGUCGACCCUCAUCAUACCCCCACCAGCGUCAUCGUCCUCGUCCUCGUACAAGACCUCAUCGGCGACAAUAUCGUCCACCACACAGCCAUCUGCCAGCACUUCGCAACACCCAAAACGAACCUUCUGUCGUCCACUUGUUUUGAAUAAACGUCUUAAACUUCGUGAGGAUCCCGAAAAUUGGGGUUGUUCAACGGUCGAGAAAUAUGACAUUAAAACACAAGUUGGUGAGGGUACUUAUGGUCAGGUGUAUAAGGCAGUCGAUAAAUAUACUGGUGAAAUAGUGGCGUUGAAGAAGGUACGUCUCGAGAAUGAAAAAGAAGGAUUUCCAAUCACGGCAGUACGUGAAAUUAAGAUUCUACGACAGUUGAAUCAUAAGAAUGUGGUGAGAUUGGUGGAUAUUGUUACCGAUAAACAAACUGCUGCUGAUUUUCGACGAGAUAAAGGCGCAUUCUAUCUGGUAUUCGAAUAUUUGGAUCAUGAUUUGAUGGGUUUGUUGGAGAGUCAGUUCGUGGACUUUAGCGACGAUCAAAUAGCAUCGUUCACAAAACAGUUAAUAUCCGGAUUGGAGUAUUGCCACUCGAUUGGAUUCCUUCAUCGUGAUAUAAAGUGCUCGAAUAUAUUGCUGAACAAUCGUGGUGAGAUUAAGUUGGCUGAUUUUGGAUUGGCGAGGUUGUACGAUGAGGAUCAGGACAGACCGUACACGAAUCGAGUGAUCACUCUCUGGUAUCGACCACCUGAGCUGCUGUUGGGCGAGGAACGAUACUCGACUGCUGUGGACGUGUGGAGUGUUGGAUGUAUUCUGGGUGAGUUGUACACGAAAAAGCCGAUAUUUCAAGGUAGUUCGGAGAUGAUGCAACUGGAAGUGAUAUCGCGAAUCUGUGGCACUCCUUCACCAGAGAACUGGCCUGAUGUCAUCAACCUGCCUUUGUAUUGUAGUUUUAGACCAAAACGUACCUAUGCACGAACGUUGAGAGAUGCCUUCGGAUUCCUUCGAGAGGCAGCAUUGGAUUUGUUAGAUCGUUUAUUGGAGCUGGAUCCUCGAAAGCGAAUGACGUCAAGACAAGCGCUGCAGCAUCCGUGGUUGAAAGACCUCAAUCCGAAUGCCAUUGAACCACCGAAAUUACCGGAUUGGCAAGAUUGUCAUGAAAUGUGGUCGAAGAAACAACGCAAAAAUCGUGCAAGUUAG